Cordyceps fumosorosea ARSEF 2679 is the source of this 618-nucleotide messenger RNA. RefSeq lists its product as hypothetical. The coding region runs from base 1 to 618 and encodes 205 amino acids. The record is from RefSeq and is a predicted model, not a curated record. NCBI's taxonomy places the organism in Eukaryota, Fungi, Ascomycota, Sordariomycetes, Hypocreales, Cordycipitaceae. The transcript has a single exon.
AUGAGCUUCACCGUCCACGGUGUGGAAGUCGGCAUCAAGCUCUCUGACGAUUUGGAACUUGCGAUCCAGACCGAGCACGUCAUUGUCUCGCUAUUUCGAAGCAUUGAAGUGGACCAUUGCUUUGCAAAUAUCAAGGGAGGGAAGCAAGAGUUGGCGUCCAAAAAGCCUCGAACAAGCUCAGAGGAGGAGGCGGGAGGAUCGCCAACGAGCAUUGGUAAGCCCAAUACGGGUUCUGCUACCGACGGAAGCCAGCCGCAAGUAGCCGAAACCAAGGCGAAAAUGACAGCCGGCAACCCUCCUGAGGACUCGUCUAAUACUAUGGCAUACAAGGCUAUCAAGAAGCAGCCUUUGCAUAGUGACGCUGCCGUCGAGCGAUAUCACCGUACACUCGAAUUGCUUGAUGCAAGCAAUGCCAUCAGCCAAGCAAGAGCAACUUUGCGAGGGUGUUCGACCUUGAUCUAUGACACUGGUUGUGACGAUGAAUCUGCACGCCGGGCAGCAAUUUGCUCACAACUUCAUUCAAAGCCCUCUGUGCCCAAUCCGCCACAGCGAUCUGUCAAAGUCACUGCAUUACGUCAAUUGUCAUCUCCAAGGAUGAGGAGCUUUUUGCACCUAUGA